UUUUGUGAAAAACAAAGGGGCACGCACAGAGCUGCGGGGCUGUAAGCAGAACGUGGUACAGGCAAGGUAGGUGAGAAGGACCUUGAGCUAGAAGAAAAGCAGAUGCCGCAGGGAAGAGUGAGUGGCGGUGCGACAGAGCACGGGGAGCCCAGAGUCAGGAGACUGGGCAGCGAGAAGUGCAAGAAGACCGGGGAGACGCUUGCAGGUCGGGACUGAGAGACGCUGUGCUUUGCUUUUAUCUGCAUGACCACUGUGGUAACGGGACCCGCUGUCUACUGCCAUCUUCCCUCCUUCAAGAGAUCUACACCUGCCAGCCAGCAUCUGCUCCAUCCCUGCGCUGGGGAGCGCAUACCCUGCGUUUUGCCUCUCCCUUCAAUGGGACCAAGGAGGGUAGCUAAGAAAUACAGCAGUUGCUCAGCAACUCCCUGUCCCUUGAGGAGGACAACGUAAGCUAUCUGCACCAGCCUCCUGGGUUGUUCUCCUCUGCACAGCUGGAGGUGCUCCCACCCUGACGUCUUCCAGGCUCCCCCUGCUCAGCCUGCAGCUCUUCUCCCCCUGCAAACCUCCGAAACCUCCAUUUCAGAAGAGAAAAAAGCCCUUGUACGGGGUGCGCUGACCCAUUGCGGCAGGACAAAGGCCGAGCUGAAGGGACAUGGCAUCAGGUUAUUGAUCGCUGAGGAGACUUUGAGCUUGGGUAAAUAGAUGUUCUCCUCUCUCCCCCGCCUCCGUGCGUGUGUGAGCUGGCUCGCGUAGGGCGCGUGGGCCAGGCUUCACAGGCGGCAGCAGGCUUCAAAGAUGCCCCUGAUGGAGGCCAAGGAACAAGAAGAAGACGCCAACUCCCUCUCAAAGGACGGAUCGGAGACUAACUCACGUGAUUGCCUCCGCUAUGUGCCCCUUGGGAUAGCCUUUCUUUUGCUGGCUGGAGCUGCUGCAGCAACCUGGUAUUUCCUAGACUACAGACCAUGGCACCUGGAACCGGCCGCCCUGCGGUUUUAUUGCGGCAGCCUCCAGGUCCUCAAUCGCCAGUACUCCCCGGACCUUGGGCAGGUGGAGUCCAGAGCCUUCUGGCUGGAGUCAGCUAAGCUCCAGAAGAUGCUGAAGGAACUGAUUCGUGCCACAGAGCUGGGUCGAUAUUACAACUCGAGCACAGUGUAUGCCUUUGGGGAGGGAGCUCUGACCUUCUUCUUCUGGUUUGCCCUCCAAAUCCCUGAGAGUCAGCAGAAGGAGGUGACUGCUGAGAGGGUAAACACAAUGCUCCACCAAGAGCUCUCCACCAGUUUCAACAACUCGGGCAGCCUGUCCUACCAGAUGGAGUACAGGGUCAACCCAGACUCGCUGGUUCUUCUGGAAUCCAGUGUGAAAGACAUAGUAGUGCUGAAAUCCACUCUGGGUUGCUACAGGUACAGCUAUGUCCAGGAGGAUGACGUCCUAAGGCUGGAGGGCCCUGACUACUUGGCCUCCAGUUGUCUCUGGCACCUCCACGGACUGAAGGGCUACAUGAUCAAGCUACGCCUGGAGUGGACUCUCCCGGACUGCAGGGACCGCCUGGCUAUGUACGACGCAGCCGGGCCCCUGGAGAAACACCUCAUCACCUCGAUCUAUGGCUGCAGCCGGCAGGAGCCCGUUGUGGAAGUCCUUUCAUCUGGCCCUGUCAUGGCCAUUGUGUGGAAGAAAGCCAUGUACAGCUACUAUGACCCCUUCAUCCUCUCAGCACAGGUGGUGCCCCUGGAAGCCUGCGAAGUGAAUAUAACUCUGCGGGAGGGCCUGGAGCUGCAGGGGAAGAUCGGCACGCCACACUACCCCAGUUACUACUCACCCAACACGCAGUGUACCUGGCACAUGACGGUCCCAUCCCUCGACUACGGGGUCACCCUGUGGUUCGACGCCUACGCGCUCAGCAGACAGAAGCAUGACCUGCCCUGUACCCAAGGCCAGUGGAUAAUUCAGAACAGAAGGUUGUGUGGCCUGCGGACCCUGCAAGCCUACGCUGAGCGGAUCCCAGUCACGUCCUCUGCUGACAUCACCGUCGCCUUCACCUCACAGAUCUCCUUAACUGGCCCUGGUGUACAGGCAGCUUAUAGUCUGUACAACCAAUCUGACCCCUGUCCCGGGGAGUUCCUGUGUUCUGUGAACGGCUUGUGCGUCCCGGCCUGUGACGGGAUCAAAGAUUGCCCCAAUGGGCUGGAUGAGAGAAACUGUGUGUGCCCUGCAAAGUUCCAGUGCCGCGAGGACAGCACUUGCAUCGAGUUCAGCAGGGUCUGCAACCAGCAGCUGGACUGCAUCAAUGGGAGCGAUGAAGAGCAGUGCAGUGAAGGGGUCCCCUGCGGUCCUUUCACCUACCGCUGUGAAGAUGGGACCUGCGUGAAGAAACCAAACCCCCUGUGUGACACUGCUGCAGACUGCAAGGACCUGUCCGACGAGAAGCGCUGUGACUGUGGUCUGCAAGCCCCUCUCAGCAGGAUCGUGGGUGGUGCGAAUUCUGUGGAAGGGGAAUGGCCGUGGCAGGCCAGCCUGCAAGUUCGGGGACGCCACAUUUGUGGGGGAACACUUAUUGCUGACCGCUGGGUGGUCUCAGCCGCGCACUGCUUCCAGGAUGAGAGACUGGCCUCCGCCUCCAUAUGGACCGUUUACUUGGGCAAAUAUUUGCAGAAUGCCACCAGCCACACAGAGGUGUCCUUCAAGGUUAUCCGCCUCUUCCUCCACCCUUAUUACGAGGAGGAUAGCCACGAUUAUGAUGUGGCCCUGCUCCAGCUGGACCAUCCUGUGAUCAUCUCGCCCUUAAUCCAGCCCAUCUGCUUGCCUGCUCCUUCUCACCUCUUUGAGCCUGGUCUUCAUUGCUGGAUCACUGGCUGGGGAGCCCUCAAGGAAGGCGGGCACAUCAGUAAUGUUCUGCAGAAGGUGGACGUGCAGCUCAUCCAGCAGGACAUCUGCAGCGAGGCCUAUCACUACAUGAUUUCUCCCAGGAUGUUGUGUGCUGGGUACCAAAAGGGCAAGAAAGACGCCUGCCAGGGUGAUUCUGGAGGUCCGCUGGCCUGCAAGGAACCCAGUGGCAGGUGGUUUCUGGCUGGUUUAGUCAGCUGGGGAAUGGGAUGCGCACGUCCAAAUCAGUAUGGAGUAUACACCAGGAUCACUCAAGUGCUGGGCUGGAUGAACCAAACCAUGAGCUGAGAAAAGUGCAUCUCUGCCUUCUCCCCAUCAGACUUACACUCACAUGGUACUCAUUCCUGAUCUUGUUCACUUGCCUCUCAGAGAAAGAGAGUUUCUGUAUGGGAUGUUGUCAGCCCCAGGAUGCUCUUCUGAGUGGGGUAAAAGAAGCCUGCCGUGGGGAUUGUAGAGAAAAGCAGGCAGACCCUCUUCCCACUCAGUGCUUCCCGGGGAGCAUCCCAAGAUGUUUUUAGGCCAUCCAUCCAAAAAAGCUGGGGGGGGGGGGGCGGACGAUGACAUGACACACAGCAACGGUCCCAAGUUGAUGGUUUCUGAGAAAAGGAAUGAUGGAAGUUGAACUUGCCAUGAACCAUGUGAUUCAGCCACAACCUUACGCUGGAACAUUUGCUGAAAGAAAAUGUGACUGAUGUAGUUAGAGAUUCCAGUAACUGUGAAAUCAAUCUGCCUCCCUUUUCCUUCCUGCUGCUCGUCCUUCUUCCCCCUUCCCCUCCCAUCACUCCUCCUCUUCCAUCUCCCUAAUUGCUUCUUUUCUUAGCCAGCAUGUGCUGUUCAGUGUGCUAUUCAGCUCAGCCAGGCAACUCUUCACGUCUCACUGACUCCCAGGCACAAAUCCAGCAUCACGCUCUGCAAGCGUGUGUUGUGCCCCCCUGAUGGAGCAGCACCCAGCCUCCAUCACUGCACUUUCCUCAGGGAAAGGCCCCGGCCCUCAAUAAAAACAUUGGAGCAGCCCCCCAUCCCCUUCCCUCAGCCCUUCUAAAUACCUUUAAUAUGAGGGCACCUCGACUGCUUCCAUCUCCUAACUCAGAUAAUCCAGGAGGUGAAGGAGAAGGCUUCAGGGCACAGUGCUUACACAGUGACUGCUAUGGGUUUGGUUUUUUUACUAAAGAUAUACAUAUAUAUAUGUGUGUGUGUAGAU
Molecule: messenger RNA, 4081 nt
Organism: Aquila chrysaetos chrysaetos
Lineage: Eukaryota; Metazoa; Chordata; Aves; Accipitriformes; Accipitridae
Gene: TMPRSS6
Product: transmembrane serine protease 6
Exons: 18
Coding region: 796-3168 (790 amino acids)
Biological process (GO): proteolysis
Molecular function (GO): protein binding; serine-type endopeptidase activity
Source: RefSeq, a predicted model, not a curated record